AUGAGGGACUAUGAAAAGCAACCUGAUGUUUCAGCCAUAAACAGUUCAGAUGUAGGAGCACCUGGUCGUGAUGACAUUAUAAAAAACUUGACGGAGGAGAGAGACAUGUUGAAGAGAAAACUGAAUAUCUUUGGAGGAUGGCUGUAUUUCAAGGAUAGUUUUUAUUACAUUUUUCCGGUUAAGAAACCCUGGCAAGAGAGCCAAGAUGACUGUCGGCAAAGAGGUGCAGACCUGGUGAUUGUUAACAGCAGAGAAGAACAGGACUUCUUAAGAGAAUUCAGAAGGGUCACAUGGAUCGGGCUGAGUGACAGAGAGACAGAAGGGACGUGGGAAUGGGUGGAUGGGACUUUACUGAACAAAAGCUUCUGGAAAACUGGAGAACCAAACAAUUAUGGUGGCCGUGAUGAGGACUGUGGAACAAUACAGAACUAUGAACAAUUUAACAACUGGAAUGACACUCCUUGUAAAAGUGAAAACUUUUGGAUCUGUGAAAAAAUAGUGGACCACUAAGAACCCAUUGAGCCUUCCAGACCGCAAGAUGACACAACAUACUAUCUGCCUGUUUUGAUCAACCUUUUCAGUGGAGACAUUUGGCAAUUAAAUUAACUUCACUGUUUCAUUUAUUAGUUGUUAUUGUUUAUCGAUAUACAACAUAAGAAACUUAGAGAGUCUUCUUUUCUGUUUGAGAAUUUAACUUCCUCUUUGGAGAUCCAGGCGUGGAGUUGAGGUAUGGCAGUGGGUAUGAUGGUGCCCCUGUCGGCCAUCUUGUCCACAGUUGGGUACUCUUGGGAUUUUCAAAAAAAAGUUGUCCCCUGGCUAAAGCUGUCUGCGAAAGUGUCCCCAGUUUUACAGAAAAAAACAGACUACGAUUAUUUUGGUAGCUGGUCGCUCUGCUAUUGACAUUACAUAGUUUGAAUAUGAAUACAUAUGUAAAAAUAAAUGAAAUCGUAAUUGUC
Mugil cephalus (flathead mullet) is the source of this 956-nucleotide messenger RNA. RefSeq names its product CD209 antigen-like protein E. The coding region runs from base 1 to 510 and encodes 169 amino acids. Gene Ontology annotation, biological process: biological process involved in interspecies interaction between organisms. Gene Ontology annotation, molecular function: carbohydrate binding. Gene Ontology annotation, cellular component: external side of plasma membrane. The transcript has 5 exons. Lineage: Eukaryota; Metazoa; Chordata; Actinopteri; Mugiliformes; Mugilidae. The record is from RefSeq and is a predicted model, not a curated record.